Talaromyces stipitatus ATCC 10500 is the source of this 492-nucleotide messenger RNA. RefSeq lists its product as uncharacterized. NCBI's taxonomy places the organism in Eukaryota, Fungi, Ascomycota, Eurotiomycetes, Eurotiales, Trichocomaceae. Bases 1 to 492 code for a protein of 163 amino acids. The record is from RefSeq and is a predicted model, not a curated record. The transcript is spliced from 2 exons.
AUGACUGCCUCACUCCUUACCCUAGAUGUCAAAGGCGCCUUUGAUUCUGUACUUCCCGGCAGACUGAUCCGCAGACUACGCGAGCAGGGCUGGCCUACCAAUCUCGUUCUCUGGAUUGCCUCCUUCGCUACUGGAAGAUCAGUUCAGAUCCGACUCGAUGGAGAGAUUGGCCCCUCAACAGACAUUACCUGCGGCGCAAGAGCAGUCCUUCCAGUCUUCUGCACAAUCCCAAAGCCAGUCCUUUAUCGAGAGUCUGGAUUCUCUCCACCAGAAAUCGAACUAGAUCGAAUAGCCCUCCUUGCAACUGUCCGCCUACAGCGUCUCAACCCUUAUCACCCACUUCGAAGACGCGCAGAACAGAUCACUAGUAAUGGCCGACAAAUCAGCCAAUUUGCCCGCCGUACACUGGCCCUCCCAAACUCUGAACAGAUAAACCCUCUCCAAUACACUCCCUGGCACCCUCGCGAGCCUCGUGGGAAUGCUCAAGCUUGA